This is a messenger RNA of Malassezia globosa CBS 7966, 912 nucleotides long. RefSeq lists its product as uncharacterized. Bases 1 to 912 code for a protein of 303 amino acids. The transcript has a single exon. The record is from RefSeq and is a predicted model, not a curated record. NCBI's taxonomy places the organism in Eukaryota, Fungi, Basidiomycota, Malasseziomycetes, Malasseziales, Malasseziaceae.
AUGCAUUCCGUAGCGAAUGUCGCUAUGCAGUGGGCACGCGAAAAGUAUACCCUAAGCGAGACUCUAAGAGAUGCUCGGAAACGCAUUGACGCUUUGCAGUACGCGUCAACAUCGAAGGACUUGAUGAUUAAUACUAUUGAGCAGACGCAACAUGAUUUGCAAGAGCACAUCCACGAACUUUAUGCUGAGCGUGAUACACUCAUGUGCUCGUUACAAGAAGCGCAUCAACGCAUUGUGCAGCUGGAGCAGCGAGACAUCUCAGUCGCUGAUGAGUUUACUGAAGAAGGCGGCGCGGAGAUCCAGUCUGAACUAGCUCACACAUAUGCAUGGAAGAUGCGUAUCUCUGAAUCCGAUGCUGUUUGGUAUGCAUUCAAACAUGAUUCGUCCGAAGCUCGAUGUGCUUGGUUAGAGAAGGCUUUGGCCCACACGCAAACCAUGCACAGUAAGGUGCUCAGUGCUUUAUUUACAGAAAAGUCGGCGCGCAAGGCCGAACAGACCCCGUCUUUGCAGGCCGAGCUGGACUCGGUCAAAAAGCGCGAAGAAAAACUUGAGGCUGAGAAUGCACAUUUGUCGCAGCAACUUGAUCUUGUCACUUGGUACAAAGACGCAUACAAUGCACGCACAGAACAGACGCAACUUCUUAAGUCCCUGCUUGAGAUGCAGUCGAAAGAGAGGCUGAGUCUUGAAGAAUCUCGAGAUCCUAACGCAAUAUCAAAUACACACACGGCAUGGGUCAGCCUGGAUAUGCGCAUCGAUUUAUUGAGGCAGGAACAGAAUGAACUUGAGGCUCGACGCCAUGGACUCGAGCGACAUGCGCGGCAGAUCGAUAAGCAUAUCUCUACAUAUCGGCAGUCGUCUAUGCAUCAGCGUCGCUCAUCUGACUCUGCCAUCUUGACUGGAUGCAUCUCAUAG